UUCUCUCUCCUCUUUCUCUCUCUUGUUCGAAAAGAUUUCUCAGAAUUCUCUUCGUAUUUCUCUUUCCACAGUCUGCAAAUUUCGUACCCAAAAAUCAAAGGGGGGAAAAGAAAAAACCUAAAAUGGAUUCGCAGAAGACGAUUCAACUCGAAGGGCGGAGGGACGAUCCACUCCGGUACGGUAUCCACGGUGUGAAGAGCGAUAUCAUUGAACCUCACCCCCUUGAGUCCGCCUAUCACUCGUCGAAGGCGAGGCAAGAAGAAAUCAAGAGGAAAAUUUUGACGAACACAUACGGAGCUGCGUUUCCGAUGAAGCAGCAGCUCGAUCGUCAGAUUCUCUCCAAGUUUAAAAGGCCUCCUGGAGCUAUACCAUCUUCUUACCUAGGUUUAGAGGCCACAACCGGAACUUUGGAUGAUAUUGGUUUCGAAGACUAUCUUAACGAUCCAAGAGAUUCCGAGACGUUUCGUCCAAUCGACAUGCACCACGGUAUGGAAGUUCGUCUUGGGCUUUCGAAAGGACCAGCACACCCUACUUUCAUGUGAAGCACUGACCAAUUGCUGGGACUGAAUUUUGAGUCUUUAAUCAUACUGUUUGCUUAGAUUAAAGAUUCUUUAAUGUAGUAAUAACAAUGUGGCACUGGUCUGUAUUCGAACAUAUUUGGCUAGUCAAAGAGAAGACCAAUUUCCUGUCUUUCUAUUUGGUAAUACAUUCCCAAAUUUAAUUUCAUUGCCAUUCUGCCUGUUGUUAUU
Erythranthe guttata (spotted monkey flower) is the source of this 749-nucleotide messenger RNA. Its product is annotated as cyclin-B1-2. NCBI's taxonomy places the organism in Eukaryota, Viridiplantae, Streptophyta, Magnoliopsida, Lamiales, Phrymaceae. The record is from RefSeq and is a predicted model, not a curated record. Gene Ontology annotation, cellular component: cytoplasm; nucleus. Gene Ontology annotation, biological process: proteasome assembly.